UUCCAUCCCAGCCCCUCUAAGCUGCGCUCUCACUCGCAUCUCUGUAUUUCUCAUCUCUGAAAAAUCUGGGCGUGGCAGGAAGGAGAGGCAGAGGACAAAGAGGAAAGCGGUGGUGAAGCAGCUAAAUAUUUACGUUGCAUCACUGCCUUUACGACAGCAGCAUGGCUGAGGGCACAGUGUCUAUGGCAGAGGUGGAGACCUCCUUCCAGAAGUUUGCAGUCCAUGGAGACACCAAAGCGACUGGGAAGGAGAUGAAUGGAAAGAACUUUGCCAAGAUUUGCAAAGACUGUCUCAUUAUAGACGGCAAGAAUGUCACCACCACGGAUGUUGAUAUAGUUUUCAGCAAAGUCAAGGCAAAGACGGCUCGUGUCAUCACAUUUGAACAGUUCAACCAGGCCCUGACUGAGCUGGCUCCCAAGCGUUUCAAAGGCAAGAGCAAAGAGGAGGCUGUUCAGCAGCUCUAUGGCCUCAUUGUUGGGAAGGAACCUGCCAAUGCUGGAGUCACUAAAGUUGCAAAGGCAGCAGCAGUGGACAGACUGACCGACGCCACCAAGUACACCGGCUCACACAAGGAGCGGUUUGACGACUCAGGCAAAGGAAAAGGAAAGGCUGGGCGUGAAAACAUCCCAGACACCAGUGGAUAUGUAGCAGCUUAUAAGGGUAGUGGCACUUAUGAAGAAAAGGUUAAAAAUCCAUAACCAGGGUAAAACAAAAUCUGAGACCCAAUGCACUGGAAAGUUUAAAUGAACAAUAUAAAUUAAGCUAAAACAACAAUUGUAUGGUACAUAGCAUGUAUAAAUAGUAAUGUAAUAAUCAUGUAUUAUAUAUGCUUAAUUUAAUAAUCAUAUAUUAUAUAUGCUGUCUGUUAUUUUACAGGAACCAAAGAGCGCUUGCUUAAUUAAUUCAGCUUUAGAUUAAUGGUACCUUUCUGUGGUUGCAUCUUCUAUUGUAAAGGCUUUGACUUAUUGUGCUGUUAUACUUAAGCUGCAUUGAUUUAAUGAAUGAUGAAUUGUUGGUUGUAAGAAGAUGCCCUACUGGGUGUCACUUUUUAUUUGCUAUGCUAAUGUUUGUUCCAGUUUCUAUUCCCAUUUUGAAAAUAAUAAAAUAAUAAUUCACAUCUUCAGAGAUGAAAACAAAAGAGUCAACAAGAAAAAUGUUAUUAAACUUUACGGAUGAAGAUAUGGUAA
Fundulus heteroclitus (mummichog) is the source of this 1187-nucleotide messenger RNA. It is a transcript of the gene tppp2, whose product is annotated as tubulin polymerization-promoting protein family member 2. The transcript has 4 exons. Gene Ontology annotation, biological process: positive regulation of protein polymerization; microtubule polymerization; microtubule bundle formation. Lineage: Eukaryota; Metazoa; Chordata; Actinopteri; Cyprinodontiformes; Fundulidae. Gene Ontology annotation, molecular function: tubulin binding. Gene Ontology annotation, cellular component: microtubule. The coding region runs from base 162 to 698 and encodes 178 amino acids. The record is from RefSeq and is a predicted model, not a curated record.